Messenger RNA from Westerdykella ornata, 780 nucleotides. Its product is annotated as kinase-like protein. The record is from RefSeq and is a predicted model, not a curated record. The coding region runs from base 1 to 780 and encodes 259 amino acids. Lineage: Eukaryota; Fungi; Ascomycota; Dothideomycetes; Pleosporales; Sporormiaceae. Gene Ontology annotation, molecular function: protein kinase activity; ATP binding. The transcript is spliced from 6 exons. Gene Ontology annotation, biological process: protein phosphorylation.
AUGUCGUCUCUCUUCAGAAUCGGGCAAGUUCUUAAGGGUAGAACGGGGAGAAACCAAGUGCAAGACACCGUGGUGAUCAAAAGCGUUCAAGGUCAUCCAAGAGUAGAAAAUGAACGAGAAGUCCUCAAACGGUUCCAGCAUCGCACUCACUGCCUUCGACCCUUGAUUGAUGAGAUCCAGGAGCCUUCUGCUCAUGUGACUAUUGCCCUGAGGUAUCUUGAAUGUGAUCUUUUGGAUGCAUCGAUCAAGAAAACUUUGAACCGAAAGGAGCUAAAGCACGUGUCUCGAUGCAUCCUAGAGGCAUUAAAGGUUCUCCACGAUGAUGGUUAUGUGCAUACAGAUGUCAAACCAGACAACAUUUUUGUCAACUUCCAAGAAGGCGGAUGCUACCCCGUUGAUUCGGACUGGGCCUUAUCCGGAACACUGGUCGGUGCGCCGAUGUGGUCAAGUCCAGAGGUCAUCUUAGAAAUGCCAUGGAAAACGGCAACCGAUAUAUGGUCAUUCGGUGCUGUGCUCAUAAGCUUGAUCUACGGCGGGAACUUCAAUCUUUUCCGACCUAAAGGCGUGGAUCGAGACCACGAGGAAUACUUGCUGGAAAUUUUGUAUUUGAUGCAAGAGAUUCCUCAAGAGAAGACUACGCCAUUUUCCCGGAUAACUGAAAGAGAAGUCAUCAAGAAGGAUAAGGACUUCAUUAUGAAGAUCAUGAUGCUCGACUGGAGGGAUCGACCUACCGCAAAGGAUCUGCUAGAGGAUGAGUGGUGGAAGGAUGACGAAGCAUAG